CGGGACCGCAAUUCCCGGCAAAGAUGGCGGCGGCCAGGUGCUGGAGGCUCGUGCCUCGCAGUCGGGGACUGUCACUGCACACCGCGGCCGCCUCAGCCACCUCGGCCAUCGUGGCUCUGGAGACGUCUGGCUCAGAUGUCGCGUCGGCCCCCGUUGCCCGCUACCCACCGAUUGUGGCCUCCUUGACUGCCAAAAGCAAGGCGGCGCGGCAGCGGCGGAUAGAGCGGUGGCAGGCGACGGUGCACGCGGCCGAGUCGGUAGAUGAGAAGCUGCGAAUCCUCACCAAGAUGCAGUUCAUGAAGUACGUGGUUUACCCGCAGACCUUCGCCCGGAACGCUGACCGCUGGUACCAGGGCUUCACCAAGACCGUGUUCAUGUCUGGCCUGCCGCCGCAGCUGGUGGCGCCUGCGCCUGCGUUGGAGCUGGCCUCCCUGCGCGCAGCCGCCUGUGACUGCCUUGUGCAGGAGCACUUCUACCUGCGGCGCAAGCGGCGCGCGCCCCUCUACCAGGACCGCGAGGCUAUCGCUUCGCCCUUCCUGGACCAGCUGGUGGCCGCUCUCGUGGGCCUGCUUAGCCUGCACAACCCGACCUUGGCAGGCGCCGCCAUCGAUUAUAAGCGCCCAGUUCACCUUUUCUGGAUGCGUGGUGAAGAAAUUAUUCCAAGUGGUCAUCGGAAGGGUCGAGUUGACGCUUUGCGAUACCAGAUAGAUGAUAAACCACACAACCAGAUUCGGAUAUCCAAGCAACUUACAGAGUUUGUACCGCUGGAUUAUUCUGUUCCUAUAGAAAUCCCUGUUCAGAGUUGUAAGCCAGACAAACUUCCGUUAUUCAAACGACAAUAUGAAAACACCAUAUUUAUUGGUUCGAAAACAGCAGAUCCAUACUGUUAUGGUCACACCCAGUUUCAUUUGUUACCUGACAAGUUAAAAAGGGAAAGGCUCUUGAAACAGAACUGUGCUGAUCAGAUCGAAGUUGUUUUUCGAGCUAAUGCUAUUGCAAGCCUUUUUGCUUGGACUGGAGCACAAGCCAUGUAUCAAGGAUUCUGGAGUGAAGCAGAUGUUACCCGGCCUUUUGUCUCCCAGGGCGUGAUCACAGAUGGAAAAUACUUCUCCUUUUUCUGUUACCAGUUAAAUACUUUGGCACUGACCGCACAAGCUGAUCAGAAUAACCCUCGUAAAAAUAUAUGCUGGGGGACGCACAGUAAGCCUCUUUAUGAAACAAUCGAAGGUAAUGAGGUGAAAGGUUUUAAUGAUGAUGUUCUACUUCACUUAGUUCAUUUUCUACUGAAUAGACCAAAAGAAGAAGACAAAUCGCAGUUGUUGGAAAACUAACAGAACUUUUGGUUUAGGACUUUGAGAUUACUUAAAUUUCAUUGAAGUAACAAUAAAAGGAAUUUUAAUAUGAGACUUGUCAGGUAUUAACUGCGUUAUUUUUUUUUAUUGUGGUUAAUUUGUUACAUAUGUAAUAAAGCAUUUGACAUUUCAGCAUUCCUCACAUGUGGUAUUAACUGUAUUCAUCAUCUUGUGCAACCACCACCGUUUUCCUUUUCCAAUUUUUUCCGUCACUUUUAACGUAAGCUCGGUGUCUCCUGAGCAGUGAUUCCCUUUUUCCCUUUCCCUCCCACGUGCCUCAAUAAACACUAAUAACC
Molecule: messenger RNA, 1648 nt
Organism: Loxodonta africana (African savanna elephant)
Lineage: Eukaryota; Metazoa; Chordata; Mammalia; Proboscidea; Elephantidae
Gene: MRPS30
Product: mitochondrial ribosomal protein S30
Exons: 5
Coding region: 24-1331 (435 amino acids)
Biological process (GO): translation
Cellular component (GO): mitochondrion; mitochondrial large ribosomal subunit; ribosome
Molecular function (GO): structural constituent of ribosome
Source: RefSeq, a predicted model, not a curated record